CCUCGCGGCGCUUUUCUCAUUCCCAGCCGGAAAACCUUUGGAAAAAAAAAAAAUCCCUCAAGCCGCAAUUCCCGAUUUUCCAACCCCAAAAUUCCCGAUUUUCCAGCCGUGACUCAGCAGCCGCUCCCGGAUUUUUCCCGCAUUUUUGGAGCGAUGCGGCCGCCGGGAGCAGCCGGGAAAACCGGGAAUUUUUAUCCCGAUUUUCCCGCUUUUCCUCAUUUUCCUCAUCCCGAUCCAUGAUCGCAUUCCCGGCAUUCCAGGAAUUCCCGGCAUUCCCGGAAUUCCAGCUCCGCUCCUGGGAAAUGCUGCCCGUGCCCGGAGCAGGGGUUUGCGGCUGUUGCGGAGCGCUCCGGCCCCGCUACAAGCGCCUGGUGGACAACAUCUUCCCUGAGGAUCCCGAGGAUGGGCUGGUGAAGACCAACAUGGAGAAGUUGACCUUCUACGCGCUGUCGGCCCCCGAGAAGCUCGACCGCAUCGGGGCCUACCUGUCCGAGCGCCUCAUCCGCGACGUCGGCCGCCACCGAUACGGGUCGGCAUUCCCGGAAUUCCCGGAAUUCCCGGAGUUCCCGGGGUUCAUGGG
This is a messenger RNA of Oenanthe melanoleuca, 580 nucleotides long. RefSeq names its product protein EFR3 homolog B-like. NCBI's taxonomy places the organism in Eukaryota, Metazoa, Chordata, Aves, Passeriformes, Muscicapidae. The record is from RefSeq and is a predicted model, not a curated record. Gene Ontology annotation, cellular component: plasma membrane. Gene Ontology annotation, biological process: protein localization to plasma membrane. The annotation marks the transcript as partial. The transcript is spliced from 3 exons.